Messenger RNA from Kogia breviceps (pygmy sperm whale), 2025 nucleotides. It is a transcript of the gene RBM7, whose product is annotated as RNA binding motif protein 7. Gene Ontology annotation, biological process: regulation of alternative mRNA splicing, via spliceosome. Gene Ontology annotation, molecular function: single-stranded RNA binding. Lineage: Eukaryota; Metazoa; Chordata; Mammalia; Artiodactyla; Physeteridae. The record is from RefSeq and is a predicted model, not a curated record. Gene Ontology annotation, cellular component: nucleus.
GCGAGGACGUAGGGUUUCUGAGAGUGCGCAGUGGGUGCGUCGGCGGCGACCCUUCGGCCUUUUUCGGGAGGGGGCGAUGCUGAGAUGGGGGCGGCGGCAGCGGAGGCGGAUCGUACUCUCUUUGUGGGCAACCUUGAAACGAAAGUGACAGAGGAGCUCCUUUUCGAGCUUUUCCACCAGGCUGGGCCAGUAAUAAAAGUGAAAAUUCCGAAAGAUAAGGAUGGUAAACCAAAGCAGUUUGCGUUUGUGAAUUUCAAACAUGAAGUAUCUGUUCCUUAUGCCAUGAAUCUGCUUAACGGAAUCAAACUUUUUGGAAGGCCCAUCAAAAUUCAGUUUAGAUCAGGAAGUAGCCAUGCCUCACAGGAGGUCACUUCGUCAUAUCCCCAGCAUCAUGUUGGAAGUUCAAGCCCUACUUCCACAUCUCCUAGCAGGUACGAAAGGGCAGUGGAUAACAUGACUCCAUCAACAUCAAUAACUCAAAGAUCUUUUUCUUCUUCAGAAAAAUUUCAGAGACAAGCAGUGAUGAACAGUGUUUUGAGACAGAUGUCAUAUGGAGGGAAAUUUGGUUCUCCACAUCUGGAUCAAUCAGGAUUUUCCCCAUCAGUUCAGUCACAUAAUCACACUUUUAACCAGUCUUCAACCUCCCAGUGGCGCCAAGAUACACCGUUAUCACAGCGAAAAGCCAGACAGAAUUCUCAUCCCUAUGUAGUGGAUAGACAUUACAGCCGUGAACAGCGUUACACUGAUCAUGGGUCUGACCAUCAUUACAGAGGAAGCAGAGAUGAUUUCUUCUAUGAAGAGAGAAAUCACGAUGGCUGGAGCCAUGACUAUGAUAACAGAAGAGACAGUGGUAGAGAUGGAAAAUGGCGCUCAUCUCGACACUAACAAGUGUUAAAAGGAUGUUUUCAUAGGGUCAUUGUAGGCCCUUUUUGUUAAGUUGUUUCUGGGAAUGUUUUCUUAAAAGAAGUCUAUAGAGCAGCUUUACAAGUUGCCACAUUUCUUUGUAAAAUUUUUAAAACCUAAUUGCAGUCCAAUACAGAAAUGAGAAUUGUGGUUCUAGUUUUAUUACAUUAAUAACCUUUCACCUCAGGGUUUUAAGAAGAGGAAAGGGUUUUAUGCUAAAGAAAAUGCCACAAUUCCUAAUCAUUUUAGACAAUUGAGGAAGGGAUGUAUUAUAUGGAUUAGUUGUAUUAUGAAGCAAAUAUUUUAAUUAUGUUAUCUUUUUGUAUUGCAAGAAAUUUCUUGUUAGGGAGUCAGAUUUUUGGUGUAUAUAAUGGAAAACAUUCAAGUUGAUAGUCUGAAAUGACUCAGUAUUUUGUUACUAAAUGAGAAAAUGUAAAUUCAUUGAUUCAUUUUACUAACAUUUGAGAAAACCUUUUGUUCAACUUUGGGGAUAAAUCAUAUUAUUUAACUUCUUAGAGAACUUAAGGGUAAGUUCUGUGACAUGAUCUUGAGUUUUACUGUAAGUGAGCAUACAAGUAUACAUCUACACAUGCUAUUUCAUUAUAAAAUUUUAGAAUUAGCUCAUUAAGUCAUGUUCGAUGUAUGACUGAAGUCACUCAGGAAGGUAAAUAUCUCAAUGUAUUUUUUUUACCGUAAAAAUACAGUGUUAAUGUAAAUCUUUUCCUGGAAGAACAAAACUUAAAUGCAUAGUCAGAUAAAAUAGUAAAAUGUUUUACUGUAAGUAUUCUUUUUUGGGAAAAAAGGUUCACGAAACCUUUAAGUGCUGCCUCUAUCACUCAAAUUUCUAAAAUUUUAACAUUUUCAAAGUGCAAGGACACAUUUUAUUAUGGAGAUUGUACAGGGUUUUUUUGUUUUUGUUUGAACAUGUGAAAGAAUUUAGUCUAAAACACUGAUUUAAAAUUUUUUUAACAAAUUUGUUUAACAAAACUUAUGUAUCAAUAUGCCGUUUCCCUUUCAUUGUAGAACUUGUUUAUAAAAAUUCAUUCCUUGAAAAUUUUGUCCUUUUUAAUAUUAACUACAACAUUUGUACUAUGUUGCUUUUUAAUAUAUUGAAAACAAAAA